UAUUCUGAGAAUGUUCAUGAGUUCAUGAGCAUGGGCUUCCCUUCACUGGUAGUUGUGAUGAAUGUCCCAUGUACAUUUCUGUCAUUUAUGGGUCAUCUUUUCUUUAGGUUAAGACACGGUGCACCCACAGCACAGGAAAUUCAAGCUGAGCCUUCUCUGAAUCACAGUCUGCAGAUUUUAAGCAUGAUUAUGGUCAGUCAAACACAUUACCGUAUAUACCUGAUAAAUCAUGUUUGAAUCAAUGCCAAAUAAUUUAUUUUUUAAAAAAUAUCGAGCCUUCGAGAAAGAGACAUGCAAAGAAAGCGCUAAUGUGCAUUAGUCGAAAUAUAUUUUUUGCUUUGGAUAUCGGUUGAUUGUUCAGCAUUUAGCCAGACUAUGUGGCUCACUAACUGCUGUAUGAUCUCGUUUUGCUAUUUAACAUACUCAAUAGUGAAAUGUUUAAAUGAGCGACAGCUUUUUUAGACUGCAUUUCAAGACUCACUAUGUGUGACACAAAUACCUCCCACAGCUUUUACUCAGCUCUGCCAGCCUAAAGGUCUCACGCCGCAGCACGCAGGUUUCCCACUCGGAUGCUGGAUAUGACAGAGGGCGGCGACGCGGACAUGGUGGACAAGAACAAGUGCUGCACGCUCUGCAACAUGUCAUUCACCUCCGCGGUGGUGGCCGACUCACACUAUCAAGGCAAAAUCCACGCCAAAAGGUUAAAACUGCUGCUCGGAGAGAAGACCCCGUUAAAAACCACAGCGACGCCCCUGAGCUCCCUGAAGCCCCCACGGGUGGACACCGCUCCUGUGGUCGCCUCUCCCUACCAAAGAAGAGACUCGGACAGGUACUGCGGGCUCUGCGCGGCCUGGUUCAACAACCCCCUCAUGGCCCAGCAGCACUACGAAGGCAAGAAGCACAAAAAGAACGCGGCCAGGGUGGCCUUGCUGGAGCAGCUGGGGACCACGCUGGACAUGGGGGAACUGAGAGGUCUGAGGCGCAACUACAGAUGUACCAUCUGCAGUGUGUCCCUAAACUCGAUAGAGCAGUACCACGCCCACUUGAAAGGAUCGAAACACCAGACCAACCUGAAGAAUAAGUAGUGAAAACAUCAAUCAAGAGAUAAGAAAAAACAAAUAUAUCAGCAUUUCUCUGCCGUGGAGAAUUGCUUAUCAACCACAAGAAGAGGAUUCUUUCUUGAACAAUGAACACUUCUUACAACGAUUCGCAGAUCAAUAUGAGACUGAUCUUGAUUUUGGAAAGUGAAUGAGGCUUCUUUCCUUCUUUUUCUUUCUUUCUUUUUUUUUUUUUAAAAAUAUAUUUUGUGGUAAGUCAUGCUAUUAGGAUGGAUUUUUUUAUUUUUUAUUUUUUUCCCCCGAUGACAUAUUUAACACUUGUUCUCAGUUGUAACCCUAUAAGCAAACAGUUGGGGCAUUAUUCAGACUUCAAGACAGCGGAGACAUUUAGAUUUCCAGUUCAUUCUAGAUUUCCUCAGAGUAUAAUUAUUCUGUUUAAUCCUCCACGGUUGUGAUGCAAACCACCUCUACCCAGAAGUAAACAUUCUUUUCCGUCAUGUCGAACGUGAUGGAAGGCGACGCACACACACAGGGCCCGAACAGAUCACCGUCACUAGGAGACGCAUCGCGGAGAGCCGGCGCGGGACAGGGAGCAGGAGGAGGGUCAAGAGGGAAGAAUCCUCAUCCUUUUUUUUUUUUUCUGAUCCUCAAAGAACACUUUCUCAAGGUUAAGCCACAUCCUCUCUGCAAGCUGCCAAAAAAAUCAUAGCUUAGGAAAAGAAUUAGUUUGCCUGCAUGCUAAUCCUCUUAGGCAAAAAUGUCUUCACAGCAGUCCGACCUUGGUGCAGCGUUUUCCCCCAAAGCAUCCGAAAGAAGAGUGAUCACCCCCAGGAUGAGAUGGCAAUAAAUGAAUAUUUUUUGUUUUUUAUGAAGUAGGCCUUAAUCGUGGGCUUUCAUCGGGGCGCUGAUGAUUUGGAAAGAAGUAAGCACAUUCUGAAGACAUGGCAACCUUGGGUAAGGGGAGGUCCCUUAUUUCUUCUAAGUCGGGUGGCUGGACCAGGAUUCGGUCACUUUGGAAAGAGCACCCCCUUCCCCCCGCCGCCCCAGGACAGCGCGACAGACAAGAACAGUGUCAGUCUCUCCCGGGGAAUGUCUCUGAGCCCAAACCAUAAAGCUCUCUCUCUCGGUUUCAUUAUUUUCCAUGGUGACUGGACUGGAUGUCUAGCAGGCUGGCUACAAAGCGGGGACACUGAGCUUCAAUUCUGAUGCCAUCCGUGCUCCAGCUGGGACCUGGCUGGCAUUGCCCCUUUUGCCUGGUGGCCACAGGUUAUUAGUCUGCUGGUGCCAGGAUCCUCUGGGCAUGCAUUGUUUCCCAGCGAGCCGAGGUGGUUACAGCUCAGUGAGCAACAAAGGAAAUGACCCAGAAUGCGCAGUGUUGGUGCGAAGGUGCCCGUUUUCCUGGUUUUGGAAUCUGGCCCCCCGCCCCCUCGAGGAGAGCCAGCUGAGGGGGACACCCGAGCCGCCAGCGUCUGUCCCUGCAGAGAGAAGCAGCCAGGCCAGCCCCUGCCUGGUGCCUUGUGGGAAGAAAGGGGGUUGGACUGGGGAAAAUGUUGUAUUGCCGUGUUGGAAAGCACAGAAGCAGAGCUACAGCCUCCCUUGAUGGCUUUUCUUCAAAUGUAAAAUAAGGCUUCAUUUGUCAAUUCCGCUGUAAAUAAGCAUUGUUCAAGUAAAACAAAACAAAACAAAAAAAACGAAAACAAAACACAAGCAAAAAAAACUUUGUUUCUGUUUGUAUUGUAGUGAGUGAGCUCGUGCCCUGAAGUGGUGUGUGUGUGUGUGUUUGUUUUUAAUAACCUAAUAUAGAGAAGUCUAGAAACAUAGAUUUAUUUUGCUCUACAGAAAGGCUAUGCCAAACCCUUUAUAGAUAAGCUUCUGGCUAUAACUAAUCAGAUUAUUUCAGAAUUCUCCAUCUAAAUACCGCUGCUCCUUGGCAACCUGUCAAGUGAAAGUAAACACCCUGCCGGAGGUUUUGUGUGUUUGUAUGUUUUCAAAUUUCCUUAUUUUCGCCCAUGCAGAUAAGGGACAUCAUCGUUCCAGUGGACCAAGGCGAUAAUAUGUCCGCCUUGAUGCGGGAAAGGACCAUGAAGGUUGUUUCUAUUUUGGGAAUUCUUGAAUGGAAACGUCCCUACUUGGGAAGCUAGCUGUUUGUUGUUGUUCUUUGUUGUUUUGCUCAGUAGGGUCAUGUCAUCUCAAAGAGAUAAAAAAAAAAAAAAACUCUUGCAGUCCUGGUAAUGCAAUUCAUUUACUUUGCGAAAACUUUCUCUUCUUCAGCACAGAGGUAAGCUUCAGGCUAGCACCUGUGCCAGAGGCCACAAAUGCCGGAUGGUGAAACUCAAAUUAAUGAGCCUUUGUUAUACACAGUCUCCACAUCCCGGUGAACUAAUAAAUAUGGUCAUAGAGCAAUCUGCUAAGCAGAGAGGACUACAGCGAUCCCUUUUGCCGAUAGAAGUAGUAAUAAAACUCUCAUCUGUAAUUGCUGGACUACAAAGACCAGCAGAUUUGUUUUUCACUGGCCCUCUUAGAUGACAUAUAAACAUAAAUUGGAACUGCAAGAGUCUUGACACCUCGCUACAGAAGUGAGAUUAUUAGGUCAGCCAGACCCAAAGAUGAUAACUAUGAGACAUGUAUGAGAUAAGUGAAAAAAAUGCUAAAACUCCCAUUAGGGAAAUUUGAGACUUGGGGGGGGGGGGUCACACCCCUUCCAAAGCUGAUCUGAGUGAAGUGUUCCUGACAGGUCAGUGGGAACACAGUAUAUUAAGACCUUAAUAAGAAAAAUAACCUUUCUAAACUGCCAGGUAAUAAAAUAACUACAUUCUGCAUUCCAUCCAAGCUAAAUAAAUAUUCAUUGGUCAUUUCGCCAACUUGUACAAGGAAUUGAUUUUUUUUUUCUUUUUGUGACCAGAAUGAGAAGAGUCUGAUCAACAUAUUACUGUGGAGACAGAUUUUUUUUCCCCCUUUCUGGUUUUUACCUAACUUAUUGAUACUAAAGGCAUGCUAAACUACCUCAUAAGUUUGUGGUGUGGAUUAGCUAAUUAAUAAAUAAAGUGCUUAAAAAUA
Messenger RNA from Microcebus murinus (gray mouse lemur), 4115 nucleotides. NCBI's taxonomy places the organism in Eukaryota, Metazoa, Chordata, Mammalia, Primates, Cheirogaleidae. The record is from RefSeq and is a predicted model, not a curated record.